Messenger RNA from Striga asiatica, 3346 nucleotides. Lineage: Eukaryota; Viridiplantae; Streptophyta; Magnoliopsida; Lamiales; Orobanchaceae. The record is from the annotation of a GenBank genome assembly.
UGAUGAUUAAUGAUGUGAAUAAGUGAAUGGAAAGAAACUGAAAGUAUGGAAAGAAAGCUUUAUGUGAAUAAGUGAAUGAAAGAAAGCUUUUUUUNUUAAUGUGCAAUGUUGAUCUGAAGGUAUAGUUUUUCCUGGCAGUCGCGAUCACCAACUUCAAGCACGGCCGCGGUCCGCUGAAGACCAACAGCGUCCCGAUUGAGUUGAUCCAGCACAGAUCAGCGGGAUUAGAAGGAGAUUUGGGCGGCGGCGUCUGGGAAGGAGUCGCGGCCGGCUUGUAUGGCGUCGUUCUGGGGACUGCACAUGGUGAGGAGAAAGUUUUGAUUGAAGUGUUUUUACAGAUGCCAAAAAAUGUGGAUGCUCUGAAAGAUGAACUUGCGAAAUUCUAUGAAAAUGAUGCGAUUGGAUCUAAGGACUUGUCGAGAAUUGUAAAUUUGUGUCAUUUUGACCGUUUGUCAACAGGACGUAACCAAUUUACCACUGCAUUGAAAAGUGGUGCACUACGCCAUGAUAUUCAUUAUUGGCUAGGUAAAGAUACCAGUCAGCCAUGUAUAAUAGCUCAAGAAGGUGGAGUUGCUUCGGGCUUCAAGCAUGUUGAGGCCGAAGAACAUCAGACUCGUUUGUUUGUUUGUAAAGGGAAGCAUGUUAUUCAAGUGAAAGAGGUGCCUUUUGCUCGAUCCUCUCUCAAUCAUGACGACAUCUUUAUUCUCGAUACAACAUCUAAAAUUUUCAAAUUCAAUGGUUCUAAUUCAUCCAUUCAAGAGAGAGCUAAAGCGCUAGAAGUUGUUCAGUACAUUAAAGAUACAUAUCAUGAUGGAAAAUGUGAAAUAGCAGCUAUCGAAGAUGGAAGGCUAAUGGCUGAUGCUGAGACAGGAGAAUUUUGGGGUUUCUUUGGUGGCUUUGCACCGCUUCCGAGGAAAACAGCCGCUAAUGAUCUGAACAUAACUGAUGCUGGUCCUUCUAAGCUCUUCUGUGUUGAGAAGGGGGAGGCAUUACCAAUUGAGGCCGAUUCUUUGACGAGGGAUUUACUAGACACACAUAAAUGCUUUAUUCUCGACUGUGGUGUGGAAGUAUUUAUUUGGAUGGGCAGAAAUACUUCUCUUAAUCAAAGAAAAGCUGCAAGCAGCACUGUUGACGAAUUACUGCGUGGUCAAGAUAGAGCCAAAUCGCAUGUAAGCCGUGUGAUUGAAGGAUUUGAGACAGUGACAUUUCGUUCAAAGUUUAAUUCAUGGCCUCAAACUGUUAGUGUAACCGUGUCUGAGGAGGGUCGAGGGAAAGUUGCAGCUCUUAUUAUGCUGUCUGUGAUGCUUGUAGCACUUCUAAAGCGCCAAGGCUUAAAUGUGAAGGGUCUUCUCAAAGCUGAAACUCCUAAAGAAGAGACUCAAUUAUAUAUAGAUUGCACAGGGGAUUUAAAGGUAUGGCGUGUGAAUGGUCAGCAGAGGACUCUUCUUUCAGGUUUCGAUCAGUCUAAAUUUUACAGUGGUGAUUGCUAUAUCUUUCAAUAUUCUUAUCCCGGAGAAGAUAAAGACGAACAUCUUAUUGGCACGUGGUUUGGGAAGCAUAGUAUUGAGGUUUGCAUCCACGAAGGAAAUGAACCACUCCAGUUCUUUGCAAUUUUUCAGAGCUUCAUUCUCUUCAAGGGUGGGCUUAGUAAGGGUUACAAAAAUCACAUUUCCGAGAAGGAACUUGAAGAUGAUACAUAUUCGGCAGAUGGACUUGCGCUGUUUCGAGUUCAAGGAAGUGGACCAGAAAAUAUGCAAGCCAUUCAAGUUGAUCCUGUGGCUUCAUCACUGAAUUCUUCCUACUGUUACAUACUACAUAGUGGAUCCUCUAUCUUUAUCUGGACAGGAAAUCUUACAUCAUCUGAAGCCCAAGAACUCGCUGAAAGGCAGCUGGAUCUUAUAAGGCCAAACUCACAAUCUAAAUUGCAAAAAGAAGGUGCCGAGAUUGAGCAGUUUUGGGAUUUGUUAGGUGGAAAAUCUGAGUACCCAAGCCAGAAAAUUGCAAGAAAAGCUGAAAGUGAUCCUCAUAUAUUCUCCUGCACCUUAACGAAGGGAGAUCUCAAGGUGACUGAGGUUCAUAAUUUCAAUCAGGACGAUCUAAUGACAGAAGAUAUAUUCAUUCUUGACUGCCAAUCAGAUAUUUAUGUGUGGGUUGGCCAACAUGUGGAGUCAAAGAAUAAGAUGAAUGCUUCAAGUAUCGGAGAGAAAUUCCUGGAGCGUGAUUUUCUUCACGAGAAUCUAUCUCUUCAAACCCCGAUAUAUAUUGUCAAUGAAGGGGGGGAACCAACCUUUUUCACUCGUUUUUUCUCUUGGGACUCCUCCAAAUCUGCUAUGCAUGGUAACUCAUUUCAAAGGAAAUUGGCUAUUCUUAAACAUGGAGGCACCCCAGUGGUGGAUGUGAGUUAUCCAAGUACAAUUCUUGGUCCCUCCCAUGGGACGACAAUAGUUUGGAUACGAUCUUCUCCCACGGAGCUACUUGUAGCAAUAGAUUCCCGUGGGACGGGAAAAGAUGGAGAUUAUGAAUUUCUGAUGACGGAUGAGGGACAAAAAUUUGUUCGUAUCGGAGAAUAUUUUGCAACUCUCUGUGGAAACGCCAGUAGAUGUGAUGCAGUGAUGAAGCACCUUAAGAAGUUUGUGAGCCAGCUGCCACAUAUGAGUUCGAACCUGCGUGACUUCGGCGAGGUGGCGAUGGGUUAUUUGAGAAAUUCAUACCAUCGUGGAAAGCAGUGCGAGGUGGAAAUACUCAUAGGCACUUGGUUACCAAAGGAAGAGGUAACUUCGUAAUUUUGAAUUUGACUAGGAAGAUGCACGUCGAUAUAAUUGUUUUUGUUUUACUUAAAUUUAUUUUUAUUAUUAGAUUAAAUUUAAUGGUAUAAUAGAAUUUUCUUUUCAUUAGAGAGAGGAUUAUAACCUUACAAAUCAUAAUAGGAAAUGAGCCCAUCAAUAUAAUAAAUAGGACUAGGUGAGUCAAUUAAGAUUAAAUUUUGGGAGGACUUGGUGUCUUUGAUUCAAGCAAUCCCUCAAAAUGAGAAUCCUUUUGGGAGGGGAUUUAAAUGGGCAUGUAGGGGAGAGAAACAUUGACUAUGAGAGGGUUCAUGAAGGUUUUGGUUUUGGAGUAUCAAAUAAUGUAGGCAAAAUUAUUUUAGACUUUUCGGUGGCGUAUGAUUUCAUUAUAUGUAACACUUAUUUUAAAAAGAGAGAGGAACACUUAGUUACAUACAAGACUGGCGCUAAUAUGUCACAAAUUGACUAUUUUCUAUGUGAUAAAAGAUUUUGGUGAGAAGGGUAGACACAUUAGAAUUAAGAAACGCAAAUUAAAAUGGGGAGGGGUAGAUCUAAGAAAACUU